This is a messenger RNA of Effrenium voratum, 6949 nucleotides long. NCBI's taxonomy places the organism in Eukaryota, Dinophyceae, Suessiales, Symbiodiniaceae. The record is from the annotation of a GenBank genome assembly.
AGCUGAUUUGGUUCACAUCGCAAGGUAGUCGCAAAGGAAAGUUGCAGGAGCUUCGAGCUUUUGCUAAGAAGUCUGUUCGCGCCAUGGAGGAGUUCAAGUCCAAGUUCCAGGCGGCCCUGGAGGAGCUGAAUUUCAAGCAGCGCUGCAACCAGCUGGCCAAGCUUGGGAAGGAGAUUAAGGCGGCUCAGCCCGCCAAGGUCCAGGAGAUUCUGGAUAGCCUGCUGCCGGAGGUUGACCAAGCCAGUGCCGGCGUGAAGGAGGCCUUUACAGAGAGGGCCCGCCUGAUCGUUGCGAAAGCGGCUGGGUGCCAAGGCUACGCCAAGAAGCUGCUGGACUCCCCUUCAAAGACCGUGGGCUUCUCUGCGGCGACGGGCGGACUUCUCAAGCCCCAGGAUGCGCGGGCGGCCUUUCUCUCCAGCGACACCAGCCGCAAGAUGAAGAAGUUCCUCUUGCAGUGCGACUCCUUGGAGUCCGACAAAGAGGUUUUGGAGCACGCCUUUGAGCUCUUUGGUGAGAAGGACAAGGAGCAGUUCUGGCCGCUCCUCGCACGCUCCAAGUCAGAGGAGCUUCUGGAAGAGUACCUCGAGGAGGACAAGCCGAUGAGAGAUUGGCUCAGCGCCAAGCACAGCGACAAGGUGCCCGGCCUGCCGCAGCUGGCACGCAGGUUCCCCGCCUUCAUGGUGAAGCUGGUCACCAACGGCGCGCUGAGGUGGCGCUGGUACUGGGUCACAGAGAUCCUCGAGCAGGACCCCAUGCCGGUUCUUCGGGCCACGCUGGUGGAGAUGCACACCCAGGGCUCUGGGCCAAAGGCGGGCUACUGCCCCAGCAAGAAGAACCAGGAUUUCUUCUCCACCUUGGCGCACUGGGGUUGGCGCCGGAAGCCCGAGAUGAUGCUGCAGCUGGUGGAGGAGAUGACCCACAAGGGCACGACAGGAAGCGGAGGGCAGUAUGUCAGCAAGGGCCGAGGCAAAGGCAUGGUGCUGAUGAAGGGCGCUGGAAGGGGCCGAGGCCGAGGCACAGGCGGAGGCGACAAGGACGCGCUGCCGGGGGUGGACCAGGUCAUCCGCCUGGGGGGCGAGAUCAUGUCGACGCACUCCACACGUCAUGCCCUCACGGUGAACAAGAAGAUCGCGCUGUUGAUGAAGAUUUGGGCGGUGCUGCCACAGGGCCACAAGAAGGCCAGCGUGGCUCAGCGGUUUGCAGAUCUGCUGCCGAGCUUCGCAUUGGAUGACCAUCGCCAGAACGAGAUCACGAAUCUGAUCAACGCAUUUUGGACGAUCCUGUCUGACGUAGGCCGCUCCGAUCGGCAAGAGCUGCUGGUGGGGCCAUUGGUGGCCACGGGUGGGCCCAACUCCGAGAAGAAGCCCACGGGCUGCACGGAAUUUCUGAAGCUCUUCACCAGGCGCUUGCCCCCACCCCUGGCAGUGGAACAGUUCUUCAAGGUGCUCGGGGAGUUUGAGGCUGGAACUCCUGCAUACAAGUUCAUCCAAAGCGACAUCUGCAAGUCGAGCAACGGCCGCCAUGACGAGCUCAUGAAGAGCGUCUUCAAGAAGUAUCUGCUGAAGGAGGACGAGGGCCCAGUGAAAGCGGCGGAGAUGUUCAAGGUGCUGCUGGCAGAUGCGCGGUCCAGGGAUGUGAUCCAGACCUCCUUCGACACCCUCACCGAGCACUUGGAAGGAUAUUCGGAGAUCGGGCUGCUGCAGACGGUGGUUCAGAAAAUGGGCAGCCUGGAGAAGCAGAGCAGGCAGAAGGGGACCCGGGAGAUCACGCCCGAGGCCUCGUUGCCGGUGCCCAUCGAUUGGCUGCAGUUCCUGAAGCUGCAGGAAGAAGCGGUGCCCCACGUCCAGUUCCUGCUGAUGGUGCUGCACACGGGCAUCGGGGAGUCGGAGCUGCUGGGGUCCAUGAUCACCAAGUUCGGGAAGAUCUUCUUCUGGGAUUGCCUUGGACACGUCCUGUCUGCAGCUCAAGGCAAGCUGGUGGAGCAGGCGAUCCCAGCGCCAGUUCUGGGCGUGCUGCAGGGCUUGAACGUGAAAGUCAUGGAGGAAGCGGACAAGAAGGCGAAGGCGGUCACCGGCGUGGCCGCCAGUGGCAAGAAGCGCGCCUCCAAGGGCUCCUUCGGCGUGGGCUCCGCGAUCUUCGGCCUGGAUGGCACCAAAUGGGGAUCAGUUGUGGCGGAUGAAGGUCGGGCGUGGAAGUUGGACAGUGGUCGCAUUGCCAAGAAGGAGACGGAGGGCGACAAGUGGACCUGGGCAGGUGGAGUUAGCACCAAAGGCGACGAGGGUGCCUGCAAGUACUUCCAAACUGUGGCCGACAUGAAGAAGAAGGCCAACGUGAAGGACCCUAGUGCGCGGCUGUCAGGCUACUCGGAUCUUAUGACCCUCGCGCAAAAGGAGAAGGACGCGGGCAAAGCCUUUGAAGACUUGUUGCCGUUCCUGCUGUCCCGCUUCAAUGCUGAGCAAGAACAAGGACGCUCACACAUCCUCUCUGAGCUCUUUGUGGGCAAGAAGCUGCCAGAUGACCUGUGGGAGGACAAGCUGGAGCAUCUCCGGAACUUCUGGAAAGUCAGCAGCAAAGCGCGGGAGAGUUCGAGCUACCAAUGCACCUGGAACAAGUGCGGCCGCCAGCUGGUGGAGAAUGCUUUGAAGAACUGGGGGAAGCCCAUCAAAGACGGCGAGGAGGCGCCGCCCUACCCCACCGAAGCGUGCCUCUUCGGCCUGGAGGUGGUCUCGGAAAUCGACCUCCCCGAGCUCCUGGUGAAGAGCCAUUCCAAGAUCGAGACCCUCAAGGACCUGGAGAACGCCACGCGCUGGGCGCUCGAGACGGCCGUGCCGCUGAGCGGAGAGCAGUCGGCGCCCCUGGAGGAUUUCUGGAAGGCUCUGAAGACCAUGAGCACCAUCAAGUUCUGCGGGGAGGAUCCAGAUGCAAUCACGUCCUGGCGAACGGAGAAGUCCGUCAAGGCGCACAAGGAGAAGUCCAGCACGUCCCCGGAGGUGUCCGUCAUGGAGCCAGGCUCCGUGGUACGGGGCGUGCAACGCGGCAACUGGCUGGAGCUGAUCAACGGUCAGGGCUUCAUGCUCAUCACGUCGGAGAAGACCGGCCUUCCCAUCAUGAAGCAGGAUUCCGGGAACACCGGGGAGAAGGGCCUGUGGGAGACGUAUCCCUUCGUCAGUGAAUGGUGGCGCAAGUUGCUGGCUGGAGGGGUCAAGCAGAAGGCCAUUGACUUCGUCUUCGUGGGAGUGCUGAACCUCCUGGCUGAUCGUCAGCAGCACUUUGUGGCCGGAGACAAGAAGUUGUCCAAGAGAUGGUGGGCGCCUGUGGAGUGCGAAGAGUACAAGGAUGCCGUGACUAACAUCCUCCAGCACAUUGAGUCCGGCGUAAUCCCCUCGAAGGAGGGCUCGGCCAUGAUCACGAGGCGAAUCACGGCUCUGAAGAACAUCAACAUCAUGACUGACCUGAAGUGGAAAGUGCUCGCCACGAAGCGCCGGGAAAGAGUGGAGGACCGGACCCAGAUCCAAAGCUCCGUGGGCCAGGCCCUGUCCCAGCUGCCUUUCCGGCACCUGCCUGCCACCAAGUGGGUGGAGGGAGAAUCCUGGGACAUCCAGAAGCACCACAUGUACACCCCGCUGCCUUGGCAGACGGGCCGGUGCAAGGACUCCAUCGCGGCACAGGAGCUCGACACCAUCAACAAGCUGCUCCAGCGCCCCAAUAGGCGCCAGGUGCUGUGGCAGAUCUCGGAGAUCGCCGCGAUGCUCUCCGGGCCCAAAAUCACCCAGCUCGUCGAGGCCAGCAUCGCCACGUUGAACGCGCGCUUCGAAGGCAUGGCCCGCACGGUGGGGCGGCACUACCCUUACCUGAACUCCGCCCUCACGAAGAACGAGACGUUGAAGGGGAGCUGCGACGUCCUCACGCCGCUGAUGGAGCUCUUGUUGUUGGAUGACCCCACGCGCGAUGCCUGCGUUGCCAAGCUCAUGGAACGCAAGGAUGCCGAGUACUUACUGCUGUUCGGAUGCAGCUUUGGUCGCCACCUGAGUACAGUGCGCCAGGAGUGGCUCCACAAGUGCCUUUGCAAGCUGAAAGCCAACGGCGAAGAGACGGAGUUCUUCCACUACCGCAACCGCGGGCCGAUGCUGAGCCAGAUUGCUCGCUACGGCAAGGGUGACCCCGGCUGGCGCAAGGCGCUCGACAACGCAAAGGGCGCGGUGCAGAUGUACCUGUGGCACCCGAAGACGCAGACCGAAUUCCUUAAGAAGGCGCUGUGGUCCACCGAGCAGUCGGAACUGACCCUCAUCCCACGCGUGGAGUUCGCGGAUGGCGUCUCCCGAGUCAGCGAGCUUCUGAGCAUCUACCCCAAGGAUCAGACCACCAAGGACAGCUCCGACGUCUGGGGCUGGGAGGUCAUCCAGGCGGCGGGCGCCUACAGCGACAUCAACCAAGAGGUGGAGAGGCGCUUCGCCGAGCUGCCAGAGCCUAGCUUCUGCGACAAGGUGGAUGACCCUGAGGUGGAGACCCUGCUGAGCGCCUUGGGCCGCUCCGACAACGCCAUGGGCGCCAUGAAGGUGCUGGGCCCCCACGCGGGCAAGGUGAAGCAGGCCAAGGAAGCGGUGACGAAGAUGAUCUCGCAGCUCAGCCCACCUCAGGCAAGAGUGCUGAUUCGGCAAGUGAUGCUGCCCAAGAAAGCGGGCGUAGGCCUUCAAGUGGCAGGAUUGAAGAAGAUCGUGGACCUGCGAAUUCCAGAUCCGUUGGAGCUCUACACCUAUGUGUGGCGCAAGGGGGAAUGCCAGCGAGAUGUGGCAGGCAACAUCCUGUCCAAGGUCGCGACCUCCGGAGAGUUCCCGCCCGAGGAUGUGCGCAUCUACUUCGAGUACUUCGACCGCACUGACAACCAAGAUGACCAAGCCUACGUGGCUCAGAUUUUGCUGGACCAGCUGAUCGAACAGCACGACUGGGUGCUGCCCUACUUGCCCAAGGUGGUCUCCAAGCUGGCAAUGGUGCCUGGAGCGACUCAGAAGUCCGUGCAAGCGCUGAAGCAGUGCACCUCCAACGUUGCUGAUGUCGUGCAAGCCUUGACGAGCAUCUUGCAAUGCUGUCGCCUCGCAGCCCGCACCGACCCCAAGCUCAACAAGGAAGGCACCGACGGCAGGGUUUUGGCGGACCUCAUCUCGCUGGUAUCCUUCAGUAACUUCACGGACGUGGUGAGCUGUGUGGGGCGCAUGUCGCUGGAGGAGUGCGACAGUCAGGUGCUGAAAACCUUCCUGCAGGAGGUCUUGCGAAGAUGGAGUGAUGCGCUGACAGCAAAAGAUUCCAACGCGAGGAGCUGCUUGAGCUGUGCAUUGGCAGUCUGGGUGAAGCUGCUUCGUCCCUCCGAGCAGGAUGUUUGGGCGAAGGAAAUCGCUGUCAUGGAGCAGCGCCUGCUGAAGGAUGGGGUGGCGGAGAGCUUGGGCCAGAUGGCGCAGGCAUUGGCAGGCUACGCGCCAGACAUGGGCCUGUCACCAGACGAAUGGGACGUGAUGCUCCAGACUCUUCGGAACCUCUUCGUUCGGCUCCUGGAUGGACCCCUCGAGGUCAAUGUGCCGGCGGCUGAGGGCGAGAAGCCAGCAGACGACACUUUCAAGAAGGAGAACAAGAGCCGCGAGACGGUACGACAGGAACUGCUGUUGGAUCACUGGGCGAAGCUUCUCUCGCAUGGCUGCACCGAGUCCGAGUCCAAGGAGCUCUUCAAGCGCUGUCCGGAGAAGUCAAGAGUGAGGCUCGCGCAGAAUUUGAUCGACUCCUGGUGGAAAUGCCAAACGGCGGAAACCGAGCGCGAAAACAAGGCAGCCUUCCAGCAAGAGAGGCCGGACGGCGGCUGGAAGCACACGGGCGGAAAGCCGAUCUCCCAAGUGGCCAUGGGCUCCAUCGUCAGCGGCACCGUCACCAACAGCUCUGCAACCUUCGGGGUCUACGUGAACUUUGGUUGCGAGAAGGAUGGCAAGCUGAGCGUGCCACUGGCAGAUUGGAAGAAGUACCGUGUCGGCGACCGGGUGGAGAGGAUGGUCGUGAACAAGGUCAAUGUGGAGCGGAAGUUUGUGGACCUGCUGGUGGUGGGGUCCAAGGGCCAGUCUGUGGGCCUGGAGGCUUCUAAGCAGGUGGCCAAGCGGGCCUUGAGCUGGGUGGCUUCGGACCCAGAGCUCCGCACCACGUUCAUGGUCACCCUGCAGAAGAUGCUGGCGCAGAUCCUGGUCGCCGGCGGCAGCGAAGAGUUCGAGCCGAGUCUCGGCCUUCUGGGCCAGCCCAUGGAUGCGAAAGAUAGCGUGAAGAUGGCGCAGCUGGUCCUGGAGCAGAGCCCCAAGGUGGACCUGAUUCGCACCACGCUGACCUGGCUCAGCAAGAUCUCUCCUGCAGACGCGGUCCGCUUGUGGCCACAGCUGAUCCAGAGCCACAAGAAGCUCCAAGACUCUGGCGACGACAUCAAGACCCUGCUUACCUUGUGUGAACAAAAUGGCUUGGAGUUGCCGAAGCUGUCUCAGGCUGUCUACAGGGACAUGCCGGCAUCAACAUUGCAGAGCCUCUGCAGCUCCUCCCUUCCAGAGGCGCGCUUGGCGGCCAUCCACGUGCUGAGGGAGCAGCACAAGACGGGGGCGCCCCCCGACGAGCUCCGCGCUUUGUGCGGCGACCCUGUGGUGGUGGUGCGGGCCUCCGCCAGAGACCACUGGGUGGCUUUGGGAGGCAAGGACGAAGGAUGGCAGAAGAAGAAGGACGCCGAGAACGCGGAAGAGGAGGAGGAGGACGACGACGCCUGAGGCGACCGGCGGGCAACCGGCGAGCGACCGGCGGGCUGGGACCGUGGGUCGGGGGCUUGCAGAGCCCUGGCCCAUUCUCAGGGCUAGGGAGAAGCGCCCGAAAGCGCUGAACCCCGCGGUUUUUGGCUUUUAUGCGCUGGGUGCUUCACGGCCGAAACUCGAACAGCGAC